ACGACAUCAUCGACUUUUUGGCUCUGGCAUUGACGCGCAGAGAGAGUGAAUUGACAGUACUCCUGCACACACAACAUACCACACCAAGAUGACGAGCACAAUAACAAAACAAUACACGCGCCUGCUCGCCCUCUGGCCCCACGACGCCCUCCGUCCAAACCUGCCCUUCACCAGCACAAUCCUGCACCGCGGCCUGCCCUAUGGCGUGCAGCCCCUUCCCUCCGCAGACGACUCCACACAAACAGCCCCCUCCUCCAAACCCGCAUCCACGCCCUCGAAACCCGCUUCUUCAACACCCACAACCCCGCAGCUCGAACAGGCGCAAAUAAACGCCCUCUACUCGCUGCUCGAGAACCGCUACUCGACAAAAUACAAGCUCUCGCCCGGCGUGCUGAAGCCCUCGUCUGCGCCUGAACACUAUGAUCGCUUGAUGGAGGAGAUUGAGAAGGCGCCCCAGAAGACCUGGUGGGAGGCCAAGGUCGAUGAGUGGAAAAGGAAGAUUCGCUGGUCGUGA
This is a messenger RNA of Dothidotthia symphoricarpi CBS 119687, 514 nucleotides long. RefSeq lists its product as uncharacterized. Gene Ontology annotation, molecular function: ribosome binding. The coding region runs from base 89 to 514 and encodes 141 amino acids. The transcript is spliced from 2 exons. Gene Ontology annotation, biological process: mitochondrial respiratory chain complex III assembly. NCBI's taxonomy places the organism in Eukaryota, Fungi, Ascomycota, Dothideomycetes, Pleosporales, Dothidotthiaceae. Gene Ontology annotation, cellular component: mitochondrion; Cbp3p-Cbp6 complex. The record is from RefSeq and is a predicted model, not a curated record.